CUUCUCUCUCCUAGUCGUUCGGUUAGUCACUGAUAACGACGACGAUAUAGUCGAUAUGCGAGCAAACCAACCACAAGAAAACAGAGCCAUGGCAGCUGAGCCGACCGUCGAGCCGCCCGUGAACUCCGCCAUUCGGUCAGCCGCAAGCGCAAGCGCGGCCAUUGCGUCCAGCGUGGACGAUCAAACGACCCAGUCGCGUCAUGCGUUCCCUUCUACCGUCGUCAACGAAGAUGACGCCCUCCAAGGAACUGAUCCUCAGGAGGGACAGACGUUUGACGACGCCAUCAAGUUUGUCGAGGCGAUGCGCCGGUAUGGCCACGAGCGCGGCUUUAACGUCAUGAAGGACGGCAAGGUCUUCAACGCGCGCCACCCGCACCCCGAGGACGUCCGCCGAAACGGGUCGAUCUGGCGCUGCAACCUCUACUGCAACUACAAGAUCAAGACGGACGCGUCCGACCCGCGACUGCGGUCCGUGUGUCCGUGGUCGGUCAAGUUUGCGUACAGCAAGAAGGCCAAAAGCUACGUCGUGGUCUCGGUCGCCAACGAGCACAACCACGUGACCGCGCCCGUGCAGGAGUUGGUAGCGCUACUCCGCGCCAAGAAACAGUGGCCCGAGUACGUCGAGCACACGUGGCAGCAGCACGUGGCUGCCACGGUUCGCACGCCACACAGCGUGACGCUGGGUAGCGACGACAAGUGGCAUGUCUCGAUCACGACCGAGCAUCGCAGUGCCCUGAGCGUUGUGACGACGACGACGACGACGCACAUUGUCACGCUACACGACGCAGCCCACGGCGGCAUCCCGACAUGCAACUGCGCCAUGUUUCAAGCGCUCUUUAUUCCGUGCUCGUGCAUUUGCUCGGUGCUCCAACACACCAAGAAAGUUGUGUUUGCGAUCGCCAACCUCCAUUCGCGCUGGCACUUGUCGUCGCAUGCGCUGUAUGAUGCCGCGCUGCAACGCAUCGAAGAUGACGCUGCCGACGUCGACAUGUUCGGCGCGCCGGUGCCCCAGAACCAGGUCCUCGUGCCGUCGCCGGUACCAGGGCUCUUCUUCAGCAAGGCCGAGUACGACGCCAUCGACGUGCCAGAAGACAAGGCACAGCGUCUCUUGCAACUGCGCGCGACUUUUGGCGAGGUCGAAGCUGCCAUCUACGCGGACGAGAACCUCUGCCGCCUCUUCCAGCAAACCAUGGCGAGCUUCGCCAUGGCGAUCCAAGAACAGAGACGUGACGACGACGCAACCGACUCGACGACGCCAAGCACGACGACGGCGACUGAUCGCAUGUAGACCGGCAUCGCCAAAACCACCAGCGACCAAGCGCCACAAGACCAGCAGCUUUCGCGUCUAAGAGCAUAUAUGACGAUCCUGGUCCUUCAGGUCUGAUAUGCUUGUAAGUGAUGGAGCGAAAACGCAGCGGCGACAGGAACGGUGCCAGUGGCUACGAGCUCGGGACUACGUAAGCUUAGUAUGCAGAAAUGGCACUGUAGCACAUUCGGCUCCGACGACUACAAUCACGUGUCGCCAAGCCCACGUUAUGCCAUCCACCUCGCCGAGCAAGGGCAUGCGUACGAUCAAUGCAGUGUAAUUUGGAC
Messenger RNA from Saprolegnia diclina VS20, 1593 nucleotides. RefSeq lists its product as hypothetical. The transcript is spliced from 4 exons. Bases 56 to 1288 code for a protein of 410 amino acids. Lineage: Eukaryota; Oomycota; Saprolegniomycetes; Saprolegniales; Saprolegniaceae. The record is from RefSeq and is a predicted model, not a curated record.